This is a messenger RNA of Myotis daubentonii (Daubenton's bat), 1332 nucleotides long. It is a transcript of the gene TRIML2, whose product is annotated as tripartite motif family like 2. The record is from RefSeq and is a predicted model, not a curated record. NCBI's taxonomy places the organism in Eukaryota, Metazoa, Chordata, Mammalia, Chiroptera, Vespertilionidae. Gene Ontology annotation, molecular function: protein binding; zinc ion binding.
AUGUCCCAGAGGGCCCGGGUGCCCAAGAGGCGCCGCCUCCAGCCCCCGCGGGACGUCCCGGGAGAGGCCUCCUGCAGGGACCACCGGGAGCCUCUGCUGCUGUUCUGUGAGGACGACCAGGUCACGCUCUGUCGCAAGUGUUUCCUGGCCCAGGAGCACGGGAGUCACGUGGUGCGCGGAGUGCAUGACGCUGCGGAGAGGUACAGGAAGUUGUUUCGGGAGCUGUUGAGCACAUUGAAGCAGAAACUUGAAGCUGCCAAAAGCCUAUUGGCCGAAGAGCAGGAAAAUAUGGGGAUGGUUCAGGCCGAGGAGCAGAAUUUUAAAGAGAUGCUUCAGUCCGAGUGUAAGAUGAUGAUCCGGUUGGUGACUGAAGAGAAUGUGAUGAACUUCCAAAACCUGCAAGGGCACCCAUUCAACCCUCACUUGAAAGAAGCCAGCCUGAGUCCGCGGAUGAAGUUUAUUGCAGAGCUAGAGGAGAAGUACCAGGAAACACUACAGAGACUGAACAGUCUGGGGAGAGAGAACGUGAAUAAACUGCAGGAGAGUGAAGUCAGGCUGUAUGCACAGAUCGCCAGCCUCCACAGUGUCACCGCCGAGCUGGAGAAGAAAUGUGGGGAGCCCUCCUUAGUGUUGCUCAAGGAUGCAAGAUCUUUGGAAUUGAGUGGCGUUUCACUCCUGUGUCAGGGCCUAGAGCCCGCCCGCAUCAUAGACCCGAGUUUAUGCCAAAGACCAGGACUGAGCGAAGCGCUGGAACUGUUUCAAAGACCUAUAACUUUGGAUCCCAAAACAGCUAAUCCCUGUCUUGUCCUAUCUGAGGAUCUGAGAAGUGUACGACUCAGAAAUGUCCAGCAGGAUGUACCUGGUAACCCCAAGAUUGCACCUGGCAACCCCGAGAUAUUUGACUUUGGUGCUUCUGUGUUGGGUGUGGAGAGCUUUACCUCAGGGAGGCAUUACUGGGAGGUGGAUGUGGAAAAGACAGCAAACUGGCAGUUGGGUAUAUGUGAAGACUCCGCCGCCAGACUCAUGCCCAAAGCUUCCAAAGGUAAAAUCUUGCUCAUGGGAUCCAGGAUGGGAACCAAAUAUACCUUGUGGGUCUUUCCUCCUUUAAAAGGGAUGUACUUGGAAGAGCAGAUGCACAAAGUUGGAGUUUUCCUAGACUAUAAGUAUGGCCAGAUAUCAUUCUAUGAUGUGACCAAGAGAUUCCUCAUUUAUAAUUUCUCUGAUCUUGUCUUCAAAGGAGCUCUCAGGCCUAUUUUUUCUCUUUGUUUCCCAAAUGAAGGCACAAAUUCAGACUCUCUUAGCAUCUGCCUCCCUGAUGUUUUUGUGGUGUGA